AUGCUUGUAGCUCUUUGCUGCUUAAGUAUAUUUAUAUACAUAUAUUUUUUUUUUCAAAAAAAAAUAAUCUAUAAUAAAAAUAGUGUACAAAAUGAAGACAUUGAAAUCGGUGUAGUUCUAGGAUCAGGAGGUCAUACAUUUGAAAUAUUAGAAAUAUUAAAACUCAUAAAAAAUGAUAAUAUAAUUUUUCAUUUUUUUUGUGCAAAUGGUGAUAAUUUGAGCAAGGAAAAAGCAGAAAAAGAAUUUGAAAAGUAUAGAAAAAAUUUUGUCUUUAUACCAAGGUGUAGAAAUAUAGGAGAAUCAUAUUUAACGGCCUUAAUUAAAUUUAUAUUUGUAUUUAUAUAUUGCAUAUUUUUAACAUAUAAAUUGAAUAACAUUAAGUUGUUGAUAGUAAAUGGCCCUGGAACAUGUGUACCCGUUGUGUUUUCAUUAUUAUUUAAAAAAUAUUUUUUUUUUAAAAAAAUAAAGAUAGUUUAUAUAGAAAGUGUUUGUAGGAUAUAUUCCUUAUCCUUGAGUGCAAAAAUUCUAUAUAGAUUUACUGAUAUGUUUGUCGUUUUUUCUAAGCAUUUACAAAAUAAGUAUAAAAAAGCAAAGUUUUAUGGUUAUUUAUUCUGA
This is a messenger RNA of Plasmodium vinckei vinckei, 615 nucleotides long. RefSeq names its product UDP-N-acetylglucosamine transferase subunit ALG14, putative. The record is from RefSeq and is a predicted model, not a curated record. Gene Ontology annotation, cellular component: UDP-N-acetylglucosamine transferase complex. The transcript has a single exon. Lineage: Eukaryota; Apicomplexa; Aconoidasida; Haemosporida; Plasmodiidae. Gene Ontology annotation, biological process: dolichol-linked oligosaccharide biosynthetic process. Bases 1 to 615 code for a protein of 204 amino acids.